Molecule: messenger RNA, 3156 nt
Organism: Haliotis rufescens (red abalone)
Lineage: Eukaryota; Metazoa; Mollusca; Gastropoda; Lepetellida; Haliotidae
Product: lysosomal alpha-glucosidase-like
Exons: 19
Coding region: 50-2977 (975 amino acids)
Biological process (GO): carbohydrate metabolic process
Molecular function (GO): alpha-1,4-glucosidase activity; carbohydrate binding
Source: RefSeq, a predicted model, not a curated record
AUCAGGGUCGGUGCUGGCAGAGUACAGACAGGUGUAACCGUCGUCCACGAUGCACCUGAUGAACUGCUCCAACCGGGCGGUUGGGGAGGGGCUACUGGAGGGGCAAGACUUGUCCCACCAGAGGGUGUGUCACCGGGAAUGGCCACGCCUCGGUAUGCUGGUAGGGACACUGAUCCUGGCGACGGUGCUGCUCCUCUGCUUCAGCCCAGCCGUACGGUCCCUCCUUUAUUUGGACUACCCCUACCAACCAGACCCCCCUGCGUCAACAUACCGCCCCCCUGGAUCACAAGAGGACACUGGUCGAUAUCAGCGUGAAGCCCUUGAAUGGGUUGGCAGGGAGUCGGAACAGUGUGAUGUAACGCCAUCCACCCGCCUGGACUGCCACCCCGAGAGGAACCUGUCACACUCAACCUGCCAGAGUCGGGGGUGUUGUUGGAAUCAGGGGGAUGGGCUGUCACCGCCAUGCUUCUUCCCUGCUAACUACCCCAGAUAUACAAUAGUGCACAAGCAGAACACCGGGUCGAUGACCACAAUGGAGCUCUACCGCAACGCCACUACUCACUACCCAAAGGAUGUCCACAAGCUCACUGUGUCUAUCGUCCACCUGUCCGCUACAGCUCUUAGGAUACGGAUAACCGACGCUACAUCCAAGAGGUGGGAGGUGCCCAUCAACGGUUCUAGCUUCAACGUCCGGACGCCUGACACAACGGCAGGCGCCAAUGGCGUCCAAACGCCACAAACUCAACAGUCUGAGAUGCCAGACACAGACAAAGACCUCUACAUUGUAGACACACCAGGUCCACAGGAACCAUUUGCGUUCAACAUCCAGAGGAAGAGUUCUGGAGCUUCAAUUCUACAGACGCUGGGCCCUCUGUUGUUCGCUGACCAGUUCCUCCAGGUGAGCUACAGCGUCCCCAGCACUUUUCUGUACGGACUGGGCGAACACAGGGACGCCUUCAUGCACAGCUUCAACUGGACCCGCUUCGUCAUGUGGAACCGGGGGACACCGCCAGUGGAACACAGGAACCUGUACGGCUCCCACCCCUUCUACCUGAUGAUGGAGGAGGACGGCAGCAGUCACGGUGUGCUCCUCCUCAACAGCAACGCACUAGAGGUCAUGCUUCAGCCAGCCCCAGCCGUCACGUGGCGGGCCAUCGGGGGGAUACUCGACUUUUACGUGUUCCUUGGACCGGAUCCUGAUGACGUCAUCCAGCAAUACACACAGCUGAUUGGACGCAGCUUCAUGCCGCCAUAUUGGGGUCUUGGUUUCCACGUGUGUCGCUAUGGUUACAACACUGCCAACAGGACCCGCCAGGUGCUUGAGAGGAUCCGAGAUGCCGGGGUUCCUGUGGACGUCCAGUGGAACGACAUCGACUACAUGGACGAUCUGAAGGACUUCACGACCUCGCCGACAUUCGGCGACCAGGCGGGGCUAGUGGAUUACGUCCACUCCCUCGGCAUGCACUACGUCAUCAUCACGGAUCCCGGGAUAAGCAACACCCAACCUGCGGGUUCCUAUGCACCGUAUGACCUUGGGAUGAAGAUGGGCAUCUUUAUUCGGAAUUCAGACAACGAUGACCCCUUGGUGUCAAAGGUGUGGCCUGGCGACACCGUGUUCCCCGACUUCACCCACCCCGACUCGCAGCUCUACUGGACACUGAUGGUCAAGAACUUCCACGACAAGGUCCAGUUUGAUGGCAUUUGGCUGGACAUGAACGACAUCUCCAGCUUCGUGGACGGUUCUGUGACGGGCUGCACGGAGUCCAACACCACGUACGACGACCCGCCGUAUCUGCCAGCUGUGUACGGCGACCGCCUCUACACCCGCACCAUCUGCACGUCGUCGCGACAUCACUGGUCCCGCAACUACAACAUCCACAACAUGUACGGCUUGACGGAGACUAACGCCACCUACCAGGCUUUGAAGGCAGUCAGAAAAGGUCACAGACCCUUCAUCAUUUCAAGGUCAACUUUCCCAGGUCAAGGUCAUUACGGAGGCCACUGGAGCGGCGACAAUGCAGCAACCUAUUGGGACAUGAAUCGGUCAAUCUCAGAGAUUCUCAGCUUCUCCCUGUUCGGGGUGCCCCUUGUGGGCGCGGACAUCUGUGGUUUCAUGGACAACACUACGGAAGCUCUGUGUCAGCGCUGGUACCAGCUCGGGGCUUUCUACCCGUUCUCCAGGGUGCACAACAACAAGAAGGCCAUGGACCAGGACCCGGGUGCGUUCAGCCCCGCCCUUGCCUCGUCCACCCGGAAGGCGCUCCUCACCCGGUACUCCCUCCUGCCCUAUCUCUACACCCUGUUCCACAAGAGUAGCGGCAUGGGGCAGACCGUCGUCAGGCCUCUCUUCUUUGAGUUUCCAGGGGACAGGGCGACGUAUUCCGUGGAUACACAGUUCCUGUGGGGGCCGGCUCUCAUGGUGCUGCCAGUUCUCUCGGAGGGAGGGACGUCGGUAACAGUCUACCUACCUGACACACCCUGGUACGACUUCUAUACGGGCAAACAGAUCCCCGUGCAAGGAACACAGACCGAGAUUGAUGCCCCUCUUGACGUUAUCAACGUCCUCCUGCGGUCUGGCUACAUCCUUCCCCUCCAGCAACCGGCGACAACGACGACACAGAGUCGACGCAACCCGUUUUGGCUGGUGGUGGCACUGAACGCCACGGGGGGUGCUGAGGGGGAUCUGUUCUGGGAUGAUGGAGACACUUUAGAUGCCCACGAGCGAAUGCUGUUCAAUAUGCUGUGGUUUUAUGCAGCAAAUAGACGCAUGUACUCCGAGCUGCCGUACAUCGGUCUGAAGGAGGAGACAAUGGUGAUGAGCAACGUCACCGUCUUCGGCGUGGAGACCAACCCCUCCACCGUCACUGUCAACGGCAUCAGUGUCCCCUUCUCCUACAACACAAACAAUAAGGUGUUGAUGGUGACAGACCUGGUUGUCAACCUGCUCAAAGUCUUCAACCUGAGCUGGGACGCAUGAACCUUUCAGAGUGGCCUCCCCUGCCAUCGACCACCCUUCGCUGUAUUUGCCCGGGGUUUGCAGCAGAACAUUGAAGUUGACCUUACUAGCUGUAUCUCCCGUUUCUCAUAUUAAAAUAUGGACAUUUGUACAUAGAUAUCGUAAUUUAUCCUUUUCAUAAUAAAUGAAAAUUAACCUAA